AUGGAGCCGUCUAAAGAGGGCCACACCCCUUACUCCUACAACACCGCCACCACAUCCCCCGGCCAUCACAAUGGCGGCACUCCCGCUGGCCCAUAUCCCUCCGGUUCUCCAACCUACCCUCAAAGUUCAUCAUCCUCUCCAACCAACGACCUCUCACAUGAAAAGACCGAGGUCACCGACAGCCCUAUCGUCGAGCAGAUGGAGAACGUCGAGACCCCCGAUGGGUUGCACAGAGGACUCAAGUUGCGCCAUAUGGUCAUGAUUGCCAUCUCGGGGACUAUUGGAACGGGGUUGUUCCUGACGUCCGGGAAGACUAUCGCUACUGCUGGACCUCUCGGAGCACUUCUGGCGUAUGUGGUGAUUGGUAUCUGGCUGGUGUUCGUCUGCCAGGCGAUUGGUGAGAUUGCGACACUGCUACCACUCCCUGGAGGUUUCACGUCCUGGGGAACCCGCUUCUUUGACGAGGCCUUCUCCUUUCAACUUUCAUACUGCUACCUCACGAACUGGUUGUUAACGGUCCCAGCUGAGUUGUCUGCAUCUUCGCUUGUCAUCUCGUUCUGGUUGCCUGAAGGAUCCAAUUUUCCGCUCUGGAUCGUUCCCUGCAUUAUUAUCGCCGUCUUGGUGGUCAUCAACUUCUUGGGCGUAAAAAUGUACGGAGAGGCAGAGUAUUGGUUCUCGAUCCUGAAGGUCGUUACUAUCAUCGUCUUCAUUAUCACGGGCAUCCUCACCGACGCCGGAGCAGUCGGUGGAAAGACCUUUGGAGUCGACUACUGGCAUAUUGAGGGUGCCCCCUUCAAGGGCGGCUUCAAGGCCUUCCUCUCUGUGCUCGUCUCUGUCGGUUUUGCCUACGGCGGCACCGAACUCUCUGGGAUCACCGCAGCCGAAUCCAGUAACCCACACAAACAUGUCCCCAAAGCCGUCAACACCGUCCUCGUCCGCAUCGCAGUCUUCUACAUCCUCUCGAUUUUCUUCCUGUCCUGCAUUGUGCCGAAUAACGACGAGCGCCUGAUGAACGAUGGGGGCACUGUGGUCAACGCGCCGUUCACGAUCGUGUUCUUGCAGGCCGGAAUGAAGGGUGGAGCGGAUUACAUGAACGCGGUCAUCUUCACCUCGAUCGUCUCGGCGACAAACUCGGAUUUCUACGUCGCCACCCGGAUGAUGCUCUCGCUCUCCAGGAACGGCUGGGCGCCCAAAUGGGUCGGCAAGACCAACCGUCGAGGAGUCCCAUACUUCGCCGUUCUGAUCACCACCCUCUUCUCUUGCAUCGCCCUCGUCAUGAUCUACGCCGGCGCAGAGGUCGUCUUCAACUGGCUCGUCUCCAUUAUCGGCUCCCUCAUCUUCCUCAUAUGGGUCUGCAUCCUCUUCCUCCACUUCCGUUUCCGUGCCUGCUGGAAAGCCCAAGGUCGUACUCCACAAGACCUUCCCUACAAGUCUUGGGGUUAUCCCUAUGGACAUUACUUGGCCAUGACGAUCGGAGUCUGUUGUGUGGUCGCUAGCUUCUACCUUUCCAUCGCCACCAAGCCCUCACUCGGGGAUUUCCCAGAGGGGACUGCGGAUCCAAAGUAUAAGAAGGCUAGGGAUUCGUGGGCGCAGGGAUUGUUGGGAGCUUGGUUCCCAUGGUUCCAGGCGAUUUCGUUGUACUUUGCUUACAAGUUUGUGAGAAAGACAAAGAUUGUUGAUCCGGCCUUGGCAGAUUUGGAUUCGGGACGGUGGGUUGUGAAGGAUGAGGUUGUGGAUGAUAAACCGAGACCUAAAUGGAGGAAGAUCCUUGCUCGUUUUGUCUAG
Linnemannia hyalina is the source of this 1785-nucleotide messenger RNA. The record is from the annotation of a GenBank genome assembly. Lineage: Eukaryota; Fungi; Mortierellomycota; Mortierellomycetes; Mortierellales; Mortierellaceae.